This is a messenger RNA of Vigna umbellata (rice bean), 828 nucleotides long. NCBI's taxonomy places the organism in Eukaryota, Viridiplantae, Streptophyta, Magnoliopsida, Fabales, Fabaceae. The record is from RefSeq and is a predicted model, not a curated record.
AUGGCCAUGUCAUAUGGUGCUGUGAUGACACGAUCAGUGUGGUCUUGUAAUCUUGAAGCUGAGUUUGAAUUAAUUCGUAGAGCGAUCAAAUUCUUUCCUUUCAUCUCUAUGGACACAGAGUUUCCUGGUGUCAUCUUUCAGUUGGAUCCAGCCUUUCGACAACCAAAAAAUAACUACGCGAUGAUGAAAGCCAACGUGGACCGUAUGCAUCUCAUCCAAGUUGGGUUGACCCUUUCAGAUCGUCAUGGCAACCUUCCAACCUUCGGAACCUCGAACCGCUUCAUUUGGGAAUUCAACUUUUGUGAGUUUGAUGUCACACGCCAUCUUCAUGCUCCACAAUCCAUUGCCCUUCUCCAAAGCCAAGGCAUGGAUUUUCAUAAGAAUCGAAGUUUUGGAGCCAACAUCAUGCGAUUCGUUGAGCUCUUGAUGUUCUCAGGACUCCUUUGCAACAAUCACAUUCAUUGGAUUACUUUUCAUGGUGCUUAUGAUUUUGCCUACAUGAUAAAAGUAUUGAGCCACCGUUUUCUACACAUGCAACCACUUCUACCUCCCAACUUGGGUGACUUUCUACAUCUCGUUAAAUUCUUCUUUGGACAAGAAGUAUAUGAUGUUAAAUAUCUCAUAAAAUUUUGUCCCAACCUUUAUGGUGGUUUAGACAGAGUCAGUAAGUCCCUAGGUUUGGAUAAUAGUGCCAGAAAAAGUCAUCAUGCAGGUUCCGAUAGUUUGGUCACUCUACAUGUUUUUAAAGAGAUUAAAAGACUUUAUUUUCAUACUGAUGAUGACUUGAAAAAAUAUGUAGGUGUUGUUUAUGGUUUAGAGAUGUUUUGA